AUGUUCCAUAAAAUUUAAGUUUUCUUAAAUUGCAAGUUUUUUUUGGAAAAAUUAAUUUUAAUUUGGUCAUAACAAAGAAAACUAAGCUUAAAUACCAUCCCUUUUGAAGAACAAUGUAUAAUAAAUUAUGGUUUAAAAGGAAUGAAAGUAAAUUUAUUUUAUUAUUAUUUUUAUUAAAAAGAACAAGAACAGCCUAAUGGGAUUGUAUUUAAUUAUAGUUAUAACAUAUUAGAGAUUUAAAGAUGAGAAUUCUUUUAAGCAAUACAUUUAUGUCUUUGGUGGUGGUUGUGAAUUUAGCUUUGGUUUCCUAUUUGAAAGAGAAUGAUGGAGGUGAUUAUACUCAAUUUUCAUAUAUCACGAAUAUUAGCACAGCUGACCAUGAUAAAUAUAGAACUUAUUUAAACCUUGCAAUCUCUGCCUUUGUUUUGAUGUUAGUAGGAUUUCUUGCAGGAAUGGUAUAACCAUUUUUGAAACAAGCUGCUUUGGCUUAUGUGAUGGCAUUGUUGAUAUUAACAGGAUAUGUGUGCUUAUUUGCAGGAGUAUUCAUAAAUGACACCUUCUAAUACAAUUUCGUUGAUGGGAAAUCGUUUAAUUACAGUUUGGCAUCAUUCUUUGGAAUGGGAGGAGUAUUUAUCUAAGGAAUGGUAAAUUCUUGGAGAUAAAGAUCUAUUGAUUGA
Paramecium primaurelia is the source of this 677-nucleotide messenger RNA. The record is from the annotation of a GenBank genome assembly. NCBI's taxonomy places the organism in Eukaryota, Ciliophora, Oligohymenophorea, Peniculida, Parameciidae.